AUCCGCUCGCGAGGAGUCCCGGGCAUAGGUUUGCGAGCUGAAGGGGUUUAUUGUUUCUCUCCGUCUUCAACCGAAAUUGUUUCUGAUCUCUUCAGUUCCACAACCAAAUAACAAAACGCUGAAAUGGCUGGCGGUAAGGCAGGAAAAGACAGUGGCAAGGCCAAGGCGAAAGCAGUAUCGCGCUCCCAGAGAGCUGGACUGCAGUUCCCAGUGGGGCGUAUCCACAGGCACUUGAAGACCCGUACUACCAGCCAUGGGCGUGUAGGAGCCACAGCGGCUGUAUAUAGUGCUGCCAUCCUCGAGUAUCUCACCGCUGAGGUACUAGAGUUGGCGGGUAACGCCUCCAAAGAUCUGAAGGUGAAGCGUAUCACUCCCCGCCACUUGCAGCUUGCCAUCCGUGGAGAUGAGGAGUUGGACUCCCUCAUCAAGGCCACCAUCGCUGGAGGCGGUGUGAUCCCCCACAUCCACAAGUCCCUGAUCGGGAAGAAGGGCCAGCAGAAGACUGCAUAGAGUAGACAGACGCCAUCUUGUUGACCGGAACUGUGGAGGCGUGUGUUCGGACUGGACUCUGUUCGGAGAUGCGUGUUCGGACUCUGACCUGACCAACAGGACUUCACAUUCAUCCUUUUAUAUUACUAUUAGCUAACGAUGAUGAGUGAUUGGUAGUUUUUUUCGUUAUUGUAAUAUUUCCCAUAAUUAGAAAGAAAAGGACACAUGUUAUUUUAGAUUUUUGGGCAUGACAGGGGAAAUCCUCAUACUUUUGUCAGGUUGUCACAGUUGACUUGUUUGAUUGGCAGGGCUUCAAAUGUUUUGUAUUGAAAAAUGGAAUUGUUAAAACCCAUUUUUUUUAUAAAAACAAAGCUGUC
This is a messenger RNA of Coregonus clupeaformis (lake whitefish), 866 nucleotides long. RefSeq names its product histone H2A.V. The transcript has 5 exons. Lineage: Eukaryota; Metazoa; Chordata; Actinopteri; Salmoniformes; Salmonidae. Gene Ontology annotation, molecular function: DNA binding; structural constituent of chromatin; protein heterodimerization activity. Bases 124 to 510 code for a protein of 128 amino acids. Gene Ontology annotation, cellular component: nucleosome. The record is from RefSeq and is a predicted model, not a curated record.